GAAACCAGUUAUUUCUAUAUGGAUGCCAUAAGAAGAUCAUUUUAUUGCAGAAGAAUGGAUUCAAUUAAGAAAAAGAUGCAGAGUCUGGCCAAUGAGACUGCUAAUGCUACAGCCAGAGCAGAACGAUGGGAGACUGAAUGUAAGAGGAUUAAUGUAACAGCUGAUCAGUAUGAGGAACAGGUUCGAACACUGCAGAAGAAGAUACAAUCAAUGGAAGGUCAAUUUGAUGCCUGCACUGAAGACCUAUUCAACCAAACUAUUAAAUUAGAGGAUAUGGAGAAGAAGGCCGGAAAUGCUGAGGGCUGUGUAGGAGAUCUUGCCAGACGUCUUCUUCUUCUUGAAGAAAAUGCAGUCAAAGCAGAUGAAAGAUUGGCCGUUGCUGUAACAAACCUGGCCAAAACAUCAUUACUAGCAGAUAAAAGUGUUAAGGUUCGUCAUGAAAUGGAGCAGGAGUGUGGACGAAAGAGUGAAAAUAAUGAUGGACUUGAACAGCAACUCAAGGAUGCCCAGUAUACCCUGACAGAAUCAGAGAACAAAUAUGAAACUAUUGCCAGGAAGUUGGCAACUGUUGAAGCAGAAUCUGAACGUGCCAACGAGCGUGCUGAGGGAGUUGAGAGUAAAUUCAUUGAUAUUGAAGAUGAGUUAAAGGUUGUUGGUCAGAAUCAGCAGACCCUGGAGGUAUCGGAAGAGAAAGCUCUUGAACGAGAAGAGCAGCUCCAGAAGUCGAUCAACGACCUGAUGGCUAAAUUGAAGAUUGCUGACACAAGAUCAGAGAAUGCAGAGAUGGAUAUUCAGAGAUUAAAUGUUAGGAUUGACAAGGUUGAGGAGGAUCUGGUAAUAGAGAAGAUGAAGAUUAAGGGAGUAUCAGAUGAUCUGAACAAUGUAUUCGAGGACAUGCUGUAUGUUUAGAUUAAUAUUUAAAUCUAAAUAAAUAUUACAACUAGUGA
This is a messenger RNA of Eurytemora carolleeae, 947 nucleotides long. Its product is annotated as tropomyosin-like. Lineage: Eukaryota; Metazoa; Arthropoda; Copepoda; Calanoida; Temoridae. Gene Ontology annotation, molecular function: actin filament binding. The record is from RefSeq and is a predicted model, not a curated record. Gene Ontology annotation, biological process: actin filament organization; muscle contraction. The transcript has 7 exons. The coding region runs from base 19 to 909 and encodes 296 amino acids. Gene Ontology annotation, cellular component: actin filament.